CUACUCUACGGAUAACUUUUUUUUAAUCUUUUCUCAGUCUCCCGCGAGACUCGUUAGUUUGUUACUUGCUUGAUAUUUUAAUAAAUUCAUUCAAAUUAUUGUUGACUAAUGGACCAACAAAUUUGAGUGCAAAAGAGGUGCCUAUUGAUUAGUUACCGACUGAACAAAACGAAUAAGUUUAAGAGCAAGACAUCGCGAUCCAAAACACAGCUAUCACAUCGGCCGAGCGCUUGUUAACUUAUCACGCUUACAAAUUGAAGUCUCAGAGGAAAAAAGAUCCUCCAGGAGAAAUUGAUCUCAGAGGACUAAUAGCUGACACACGUCGGAUACUUUGAAUGCCAGUCGGCUAACGAUUAACCACGGAAAUCAUUAAAACAUUGCCAUGAAGCCAGCGGUCAUAGACACCGAGAAAAAUGUGUCUCUCAGACAAUCGACUUGGGUUUCAGAUUCGUAGCACGCGAACCAAAACAACUCGACAAAAGAUAUCACGAAAGCCAAUGCUAUGAGAACCUAACAUUUGCUCCUAAUUAGAGUGGUGAGGCGUCUUAACCAUGAGUGUUCAUUCGUCUCGCUAUCCACUGAUUCGAAUCAGUAAAACAGGCGAGAUGAGGUUGAAGAAUAAGGUUAGUACAGCCAUCCUCAAGGAGAACACGCACGAAGAACGAGCUCUUGCGACGCAGCUUGCGGCCUUGAAUAAGCACAGAGAUCGACAAGGCAAGUAUCUCACAUAUAGGCAAUUGGACUUUGCAAACAAGCAGAUCACAGCUUCCGAGGACAGACCUCGUACGAUUGCCACGACCGACGUGAGGCGGGAGAGCUAUUUGCCUCCGAUAAAUGCGGCGGGGUUAGAUGAGUCUGUGCGGAGGCAAAGGGCGAAUACAGUGUCUGAUACUGAAGAUGCGAGUAAAGCAAUAACUGGAGAGGGAGGUUAUGCGACAAGAAGCAAGUCAAACUGGGAAAAAGCAAUCACGUUUGUAAAACUAGCCGUACAGAACCGACCUCAACAGAGCGAGGAGGAAAAUAAGACUUUUGUGACACAGCAAGUCACAAGCAAGAAACGGAAAGGUAGGAAGGCAUCACCAAAAAACCCCGAGACUUCGACAAGUCUUCCUCCGUUGACAAUGUCACAGGAAGAACCGAUAGAAAGGCGCCGCAAGAGAAAGCAUUUAUCUAAACAAUUAAGCUUUCCCGAGAUGUUAAAGGUGUCUCGGGAAAUGUCCAAAGUAGGGCUGGAAGAUCCUCGAUUUGUGCAGCUUACGAGUUGCCUCAGUCGGGAAGGUGGGGUUCGAAACAGUACAAGUACAGUUACUACCAAGCCAAAACUAACAGGGAAACGGAAGAUAUCACAAAGUUACUAAAAUCUCACACAGAGCAAUAUACAAAGAUACAGGAGACAUGGAGAUAUAUUUAGAGCAGCUCUACGCAAACUAUCAUAGCAGGUGCAGAGCUUUUCGGUUGCGCUGAACAAACAGCCCUAAAUUGAGCCUCAUUAAAAGUGACGGGGGAAAAGGGCUAUAGUUUGCUGAUGAAAAGUGCUCUGUUUAGACGGCAGAGUUAAGUGUGCUUGAGUACAAAUCGUCAGUUGUUUGAUGGCACGAAAGAUGUUUUUACACGGGCCAAUAAUGGACAUAUAAAGAGAAUAUAUAAGUACAAUGAGAUUUAUACUAGGCCAGUGGGAUAUAUCAGACCAGAAGGGAGUGUGAACUUGUAUCGUUUAUCUAUGCAUGUUAUAUAAUCAUGCUUUUGCUUGAAAUAAGUUAUAUAAGUCAAGUCGGGGUAUUAUAGAGUGACAUUGAUUCAUAACAUCAUGUAAUCAUAAGCAAUUUUAAUCAAGUAUUUCCUUUGAAAAAUAAUGGGAGAAUAUAUUAAGUGAGCACGGUAUAUAACGUGCCUACAUAUAUUUAGAGAGUAAGUUAUUAUAUUUAUAUUGUACAGUUGUUAGAGCUGUAAUUUUAGAAUAGGUGCGAAUAAAAAAAAUCACUCUCA
Molecule: messenger RNA, 1986 nt
Organism: Nematostella vectensis (starlet sea anemone)
Lineage: Eukaryota; Metazoa; Cnidaria; Anthozoa; Actiniaria; Edwardsiidae
Exons: 1
Coding region: 552-1358 (268 amino acids)
Source: RefSeq, a predicted model, not a curated record